ACCGUUCGCUCAACUCGCCACCGAUUGUAUCGAUUCCCAUCGGACCGUUUCGACUGUGUCGCAAGGCGGAAACUUUGGUACUUGGUACACUGCCACUGACUUGCUGCGAGGAAUUCUUUCUGGUGGUUGGACACGUGUGAUCAACCAACUGAGGACUCUUCUCUGGAAUCCUUAGUUUAGGAGCAGUUUCGUGAGGCUGGGAAAAUAGCCCAGGAGAUAAAGUCUUUCACAAGUUUGUGCAAGAGUGCAUCAUCCUCGACCCUUUCUCUUUUGGGAAGGUUUGACGACAACGACGAUACUUUGACAGCCUCGUUGCGUCGUCCACUCCUUACCAACUCUUGAUAUCAGUCUUGCCUGGAGCAACACCUUGAGGUUGGAUACGCAUCUAUCACAAUGCGCAAGUCUGUAGUCGCCGUCACCGCGGGUCUGGCCGCCGUUGCCGACGCUUUCUGGCGUAUGGAGUGCCAGGGACGUGUUGGUCUCGCGCGAAUGGACCCGGUCGUUUACCCCGGUGCGGAUUCGCCUCACAUGCACGCUAUUCACGGAUCGUCAGGCUUUUCCGAAACGUCUGGUACCACCGAGCUUCUCAACGGCAACUGUACAUCAUGUCGUGUGACGCAAGAUAAAUCUGCCUACUGGCACCCAGCCUUGUACUUCCAAGACGCCAAGACUAAGCAAUUCGAGCUGGUUCCUCAAGUCGGUGGUAUGCUUGCAUACUACCUUCUCUAUGGAGACAACAUCAAGGCUUUCCCUACGAAUUUCCGCAUGGUCGCCGGCGACACUAACCGCCGCACCUACACUGCUGGUGAUCCAACUCAGCCUGAUCCGGCAAAGUCUCUCUGGGCUUCACUGGGUCAAACUACCCAAGAAAUCCUGGCUCAGCGUGCCAUCGGCUUCAACUGCCUCAACUACGCCAAGGCUCCCGAGGGCACCUUGUACCGCCACUUCAUGCCCGAUAAGGCGUACCUCGAUGCCAACUGCGCUGAUGGUAUCCGUUUUGAGAUCAUGUUCCCGUCCUGCUGGAAGGGAGGUGAUGCGACUGACAGCCCCAACCACAAGGACCACGUUGCUUUCCCUGACCUUGUCAUGACCGGCAACUGCCCUCCGGGCUAUCCUGAGCGUCUUCCCAGCAUGCUGUUCGAGAUCAUCUGGAACACUAAUGCCUAUGCUGGCCGAGAUGGACAAUUUGUCAUGUCCAAUGGAGACGUUACUGGUUACGCACUCCACGGUGAUUUCAUCAUGGGUUGGGAAGAGGACUUCUUGCAGCAGGCCGUUAACACGUGCACGAACCCCUCUGGUCUCAUUCAGGAUUGCCCCCUUUUCAACAUUGUUGACCAGAGCGUUGCCGAACAGUGCCACCUGGAGGAUAUGCCCGCGCACCUGCGGAGCGAAGCUGGCAACGGCCCCUUCAACCAGCUCCCUGGAGGUGACCAGGUCGGCGGCUCCAGCCCUAGCUCUGGACAUGGUCACGGCAAGCCCAGCGCUACUCCCACCAAGGGCGGUUCUGCUCCUACCUUGCCCUACCAGCCUGGUGUGACUGCGCCCAUGAAAGGCUCUCCUCUCCCCGGACAGGUCUUUAAGGAGGCUGCCACAGAUAACGGAUAUGGCAUGCAGAUUGCUGCUGUUGAGUCUAACAAGCCAUCAGUCACGGGCUCCCCAGCUGGACCGGCUGUUAAUGCCGAGGGCGCGGUCAUCAGCACCCAGUUCAUCACUGUUGGCAACGUUGUCAGCGAAAUUCUUUGGAAGCAGGCAUACGUUACCGUUACUGAGGAGCCUCAGCCCUCAACAACUGUGACUGUUACCGCAACUGGUGCUCGUCCUGCCAAGCACCGACGCAGCGCUCACGGUCACGGCCACGGUCAUGGCCACGGCCAUGUACAGGGACAGGGACAGCUCUAGAUUUGUGGCAGAAGAUAGAUUACGCUGAUAUCCUCCUUUUUCGUCAUUUUUGAAAGAUUUUCUUGUGAAUCUGGACAGGAUCCAGAUAGUUAGGGGCUUUAGUGUGGCAUGAUUGAAUCAACAUUUGGCUGCUGGCUUUGUUCAUAGGGUAAAAAAGAUGUUUAUCCAGUCUUUGGCAUCAAAAG
Molecule: messenger RNA, 2084 nt
Organism: Trichoderma virens Gv29-8
Lineage: Eukaryota; Fungi; Ascomycota; Sordariomycetes; Hypocreales; Hypocreaceae
Exons: 5
Coding region: 394-1899 (501 amino acids)
Source: RefSeq, a predicted model, not a curated record